Aphanomyces astaci is the source of this 1101-nucleotide messenger RNA. RefSeq lists its product as hypothetical. The record is from RefSeq and is a predicted model, not a curated record. Lineage: Eukaryota; Oomycota; Saprolegniomycetes; Saprolegniales; Verrucalvaceae. The coding region runs from base 1 to 1101 and encodes 366 amino acids. Gene Ontology annotation, molecular function: zinc ion binding; metallocarboxypeptidase activity. Gene Ontology annotation, biological process: proteolysis. The transcript has a single exon.
AUGAAGCUCUCCCUCCUCAGUGUCAUUGCACUCUUCGCGGCGGUGGCCACCGCCCAAACCAACAACACCAUCGCGGAAAUCAACGGCCGCGCUCGAACGCUGCAGGAGGAUAUUGUCGAAGUAGACGAUGCCGAGUUGAACUACAAGUGUCACAAACAAAACGGCAACUACAUCUCGUCCCUCAGGGCCGGAGAGUACUCGACCAGUGCGUUCCACAACUGUUUCCGCACUGUCGACCAAAUCUACGAGUUCAUCGAUACCUUGGUCGCACAAAACCCGACACUGCUGACUAAGUUUAUCAUCUCCAAGUCGUACUUUGGGCUCACGAUCUACGGGUACAAGUUGACCAAGGGCCACUCGCAGUCGCUGUACUUUCAAGCCCUGCAGCAUGCCCGUGAAUGGAUCACGGGGUCGUCGAUUGUGUUCUCGUUGGCGUCGAUUCUGGAUGACAUUACCAACAACAAACCCACGGCCGCCGACGAGUACGACUUGUACUUUGUACCGAUCGUCAACAUUGACGGCUAUUCUCACACGUGGAGCGGUGACCGGUUGCGGCGCAAGAAUGAAAACGAAGUCGACUUGAACCGCAACUGGCUGACCAAGUUUCCCAACCCCGAAAUCCCUCCCAAAUUCGACGAGACGUACCCCGGACUUAAGCCGUUCAGUGAGCCUGAAACCGCGGGCAUCAAUGAUUGGUUCCAAACCAAGCGCAAUGAAACCCAAGGGUUUAUUGACAUUCACUCGUACGGGGGGCUUAUCUUGUCUCCGUACGGAGACAUUAACCAGCCAAUCGGCGAUGGGUUUGACGAGAAGUUCGACGUCCUCGCCCGUGGAUUGCAAACCGUCAUGGGGGCGUACACCCCUAAGCCGUUGGCCCAAACAGCUGCCAUUUCGUAUGGAUUGUUUCAAGAUUACGCGUUCCUUGAGUUUCAAAAGCCUGCCCUGACGUUUGAAAUUGUCGGCGAUGAUUUUAUCGUGGACGUGACGACCAUCCCGACACGCGGCCUCGAAGUGUACAAAGGCAUCAACCAAUUCGCCAAGGAAGUCACCGUGUUCAACGAUGGAGACGUCGCGCCCACAAAACCGUCAUGUGGUGAUUAG